AAGCAACGACCGCGUCCGAUUUCCUUUACUUCAGUGCAUCGACACCCGUACUCUCGUCUCUAAAUCGACCACCGAAAGCACACCCAUGUCCCUUUGAUCAAAUUCGUACGCUUCAAACAUGGCAGAGGAAGCGUUGUCAUGUUUCGAGGAUCUGGCGUCUAGCAUACCAAGAUGGAUCGCCGAACUCGGUGAGAUCACAAGAAAUGCGACUGUCCGGCAGAGACAAUAUCUACUAGAGCACCAAGAGUCGGAUUGUGUUAUACCACCUCGGAGUCCUUGUCGGAAAAAGUCCAAAUCGUCCUCGCUGGCCUCUGCGGAGUCUCACACGGCUGCAAAACGAUCCGCGGAAAUCCUCCGGCCACAACUGCCUUAUCUCACUGAUUCUGACGCUCUCCGCCUUGAUCAGCGGCAGAGAAAAACCGUCUCCGCUUUGUCCGGCUGUCAAUCUGGUCCCGUAAUAUAUCGCUCAAGCGGACUGAUCGUCAUUUAUUAUGACGCAGACAUACAAAAACGCUUUGAACAGGUUGUCAGAUCGAUAUCGACUGGUCGGAAUGAACUGCGCAAAGGCAAGAUGGGAAUGACUGUCGCAGCACUAUCACGAUCAGGAUCAAGCAGCAGUAGCGACGGCAGCAGUGACGGAGAAGAAUUCUCACCAUCCUCAUUUAAAAUACGCCUCUCUCGCUCAAGUCGAGCCAUCCCGUCCACUUUUAAACGGGACGACGGCACUCAAUACUUUGACCGCAUCGAUGGUCACUUAGAUCGAGGUAUAUCAUUAUGUGAGCGUGCUGCACAUCAAAUCUUACGAGACGGAGAUUGUGAGGCGGAAAUGGUCAAGGUCUAUGCCGCACUCAACGAAGGCCUCGUUGUCGUCCAAGAGAAGAUCCCAACACUGCGAAAGCAAGCAGAGAAAGCCGCACAUCGUCGACGGAAAAGCGCUGAACGAAAACGGGGCAGUGGUAAUGAGCGUCGAGUCGAUCAUGACGAGACACCAAUAAUGAAGCAUGCCAUGCCGCCUGGCGAGAUAUCACUCGCAGAUGCGCUUGAGGUUGACGAUGAUAGUGACGACGGUUCAGGCGAGUAUGACAUCAAUACCUUCCAAAUGGGUAAGAUGUCAAACUUUCGCCGCGCGCCACCGGUGAACCGAUAUGCCGCUGCCGCGAUCUUAUGAUGGUCUUUGGGAAUUCUAUUGCAUUUUGAGCGUUGCAUUUUUAUACUCAUGUCCUUUCAGGGCGAAUCUAGCGGGGAGUCAUGGGGUGUUUGGAAUGGGGGCAUAUCACAAAGGGCACGCCGGCGAGCGGCCCUUCACGAGCAUUUUUCUUAUUUUGCCUCGAGCAUUCUUUUC
Messenger RNA from Dissoconium aciculare CBS 342.82, 1342 nucleotides. RefSeq lists its product as uncharacterized. The coding region runs from base 119 to 1168 and encodes 349 amino acids. The record is from RefSeq and is a predicted model, not a curated record. The transcript has a single exon. NCBI's taxonomy places the organism in Eukaryota, Fungi, Ascomycota, Dothideomycetes, Mycosphaerellales, Dissoconiaceae.